CGAGUCCUAGUGUCGGACAACGGGCGAACAUUUAUUGCAGAAGAAUUCGAAAAUUUUCUUAGAAUAAACGGAAUAUACCAUAAGCGCACAGCACCCUACCAUCCUGCUACAAAUGGUUUAGCGGAACGUUUCGUACAAACGUUAAAAAAAUCACUACGAAAAUUAAAUAUUAGUAAUGGCAACAUUAAGACCAAUCUACAGAAAUUUCUAUUUCAGUAUAGAGUAACACCUCAUGCAGAAUUAGAUAAAUCUCCGGCGGAAGCCAUGUAUAACCGUAAAUUAAGAAGCAGAUUGGACUUAAUGUUCCCGAAAACUAAUAAAGAAAUUGAAAUGGAAAAUAUAAUAGUUGUAAGAAAUUUUAAAGAAGGCGAAAGAGUCGCCGUGCGAGAAUAUUUAAACAAAAACGUAAAAUGGCGAUUUGGGAGAGUAUUAGCUAAGCUAGGGAAAUUACAUUACUCAGUUAAAUUAGACAACGGAAAAAUUUGGAAACGUCACUCAGAUCAAAUAAGGAAAAUAGGAGAAAAAAUUAGUGCCCCGAUUGAUGAGGCGAAUAACCUUGGUGAGGCUGACCAUUAUGGUCCAGUCGAGGUAGCACGGGAUGUUCUAACUCCAAGCGAUAACGAGCAAGCGAAAACUGUGCACAAAAACUCUGACCCUGCCAGCUCGAGUUGCUACUCCGAAAAUCCCAAUACAACGGAAUCCGAGGAAGGGGAAGCUGCAAGAGCCGACGACACACGCACGCGUAAAUCAAAAAUAAGUUUGGAACAAAAUGUAAACGAAAACAAUGAGGGCCGACCUCAACGUUAUAGAAAACCGCCUGAUAGGGGGAAGAGCUGUUAUGUAUUUGAGAUGUAUAUGGAGAGUUGCGCGCCGCGAGGUAAAGGAGCCUAAUCGUGACACCUUUCGGCGUUAUCGUUCUAGUUUACCCCCGAAUAUCGUCUAAAGCCCGGCUUUUAGCCGAGUCAUCGUCUCCCGCUGUCGCAGAGACCAGGACAGGCGCGUAGCGAGCGGAUGCUCCGUUUAUAAGCUCCGGUUACUCCGAUUGUGUUCUAACUAAUAAAUAGUUCUGUGGUUAAA
This is a messenger RNA of Nylanderia fulva, 1077 nucleotides long. Lineage: Eukaryota; Metazoa; Arthropoda; Insecta; Hymenoptera; Formicidae. The record is from RefSeq and is a predicted model, not a curated record.